This is a messenger RNA of Eremothecium gossypii ATCC 10895, 1803 nucleotides long. It is a transcript of the gene ELP3, whose product is annotated as Elongator subunit ELP3. Gene Ontology annotation, molecular function: iron-sulfur cluster binding; acyltransferase activity, transferring groups other than amino-acyl groups. Bases 1 to 1803 code for a protein of 600 amino acids. Gene Ontology annotation, biological process: tRNA wobble base 5-methoxycarbonylmethyl-2-thiouridinylation. The record is from RefSeq and is marked provisional. Lineage: Eukaryota; Fungi; Ascomycota; Saccharomycetes; Saccharomycetales; Saccharomycetaceae. Gene Ontology annotation, cellular component: elongator holoenzyme complex; nucleus; cytoplasm. The transcript has a single exon.
AUGUCACGUGACCUAUGGUCUCGAUGUUCGCUUGUUCUGAAAUCUUUUCGCCUCUUACCAUGCGAUGAGGUUGAACAGGCGAGACGCAAGACUAGGUUCUGCGAGUCAUCUACACCUGUGUUGAGAAUGGGAGGCAAAGUCAAGGGCGAGAAGAACAACCGGCAGAAGCUUGCCUCGGAGAAAGAGCGGUUUCUGCAGUGCUGCUCGGACAUCACGGUGGAGCUGGUGGAGUCGCUGUCCAACGGCUCCACGCGGGAGGUGAACCUGAACGGGCUGAUUACCCGGUACUCCAAGAAGUACCGGCUGAAGCAGCAGCCGCGGCUUACAGACAUCAUUAACUCGAUCCCAGACCAGCACAAGAAGUACCUGUUGCCGAAGCUGAAGGCCAAGCCGGUGCGGACGGCCUCCGGGAUUGCGGUUGUAGCGGUGAUGUGCAAGCCACACCGCUGUCCGCACAUUGCGUACACGGGGAACAUCUGUGUGUACUGCCCUGGCGGGCCGGACUCGGACUUUGAGUACUCCACGCAGUCCUACACCGGGUACGAGCCCACCUCGAUGCGCGCGAUCCGCGCGCGGUACGACCCGUAUGAGCAGGCGCGCGGGCGGGUCGAACAGCUCAAGCAGCUAGGACACUCGAUCGACAAGGUGGAGUACAUCAUCAUGGGCGGCACCUUUAUGUCGUUGCCGCGCGAGUACCGCGAGGACUUCAUUGUGAAGCUGCACAACGCGCUGUCGGGCUUUAACGGGAGCGACAUCGACGAGGCCAUCCGCUAUUCUCAGCAAUCGCUGACCAAGUGCGUGGGUAUCACCAUCGAGACGCGGCCCGACUACUGUACGCGAACCCAUCUCGACGAUAUGCUGAAGUAUGGAUGCACAAGACUUGAAAUCGGCGUGCAGUCCCUAUAUGAAGAUGUUGCACGGGAUACCAACAGAGGACACACCGUGAAGUCCGUGUGCGAGACGUUUGCGGUUGCGAAGGACGCUGGCUACAAGAUUGUGUCCCACAUGAUGCCUGACCUGCCCAACGUCGGCAUGGAGCGGGACAUCGAGCAGUUCAAAGAGUACUUUGAGAACCCAGCAUUCCGCACGGACGGCCUGAAGAUAUACCCGACGCUCGUUAUCCGUGGCACUGGCCUGUAUGAGCUGUGGAAGACAGGCCGGUACAAGUCUUACAAUGCCAACGCCCUGGUCGACCUGGUGGCACGUAUCAUGGCGUUGGUGCCGCCCUGGACCAGAAUCUACCGUGUUCAGAGAGACAUACCCAUGCCACUGGUCACCUCGGGCGUGGAGAAUGGGAAUCUGCGGGAGCUCGCGCUAGCCCGGAUGAAGGAUUUUGGGACAACCUGCAGAGACGUACGCACUAGAGAGGUGGGAAUCCAAGAGGUGCACCAUAAAGUACACCCUGAGCAGGUGGAGCUGAUACGCAGGGACUACUACGCGAACGGCGGCUGGGAGACGUUCCUCUCCUACGAGGAUCCCAAACAGGAUAUCCUGAUCGGUCUGCUCCGCCUGCGGAAGGCCUCCAAGAAAUACACCUACAGGAAAGAGUUCACGGCACAGCGGACCUCGAUCGUGCGGGAGCUGCACGUCUACGGCUCGGUCGUCCCGCUGCACUCGAGGGACCCGCGCAAGUUCCAGCAUCAGGGGUUCGGCACGCUGCUCAUGGAGGAGGCCGAGCGCAUUGCCAGGGAAGAGCACGGCUCCCAGAAGAUAUCCGUCAUCUCCGGGGUCGGCGUCAGGAACUACUACGCCCGGCUCGGGUACGAGCUGGACGGGCCCUACAUGUCGAAGAGUCUCAUAUAA